Microtus oregoni (creeping vole) is the source of this 980-nucleotide messenger RNA. RefSeq names its product leukocyte immunoglobulin-like receptor subfamily A member 5. The record is from RefSeq and is a predicted model, not a curated record. Gene Ontology annotation, biological process: cytokine-mediated signaling pathway. The coding region runs from base 1 to 954 and encodes 317 amino acids. Gene Ontology annotation, molecular function: inhibitory MHC class I receptor activity. Lineage: Eukaryota; Metazoa; Chordata; Mammalia; Rodentia; Cricetidae. The transcript is spliced from 4 exons.
AUGACUGUGACACUCUCUUGUACCUCAAAUCAUUCAUACAACUGGUUCAUUUUAACUAAGGAUGAUCAGAAGUUCUUGCGCAGUCAGUGUUCACAAGAUAAAGACACUAGGUUAUUUCUUGCCAAGUUCCAAGUGAAACCAUUGGCCGUCAGCCAAAGGUGGAUGUUCAGAUGCUAUGGCUAUUACACAAGUAAUCCUCAGGUGUGGUCAGAAGGAAGUGAUGUAUUGGAACUUCUGAUCUCAGGAAAACUUAAGAAACCCACUUUGAGGGCUGAGCCAGGAGCUGUGAUUGCCUUAGGGAAUAGUGUGACCAUCUCGUGUGAGGGGACCAAGGGAAUGCAAUCAAUGUAUUUCCUCUAUAAAGAAGGAAGCCCAGCACCCUGGGACAGUCAAACUCCAAAAGAUCCUAGUAACAAGGCCAUGUUCUCAAUAGCAUCUAUGGAACAGCAUCAUGCAGGAAAAUAUCGCUGUUACACUUACAACUCUGCAGGUUGGUCAGAACGCAGUGACAUGCUGGAGCUGGUGGUGACAGGUGUUCACCAUGUUAAACCUACUCUGUCAGCUUUGCCCAGCCCUGUGGUGACUCCAGGUGGUAACGUGACCAUUAAGUGUGUCUCAUCUAAUGGAUAUGAUAGGUUUAUUUUGACUGGGGCAGAUCAAAAUUUCACCAAGUCCCAAAAGGCACAGUUUAUACACACUGGACAGUCCCUAGCUCUGUUUCCUGAUAUCACUGUGGCAUCCAGCAAGAGUGGUCCCUUCAGAUGUUAUGGACAUUAUACAAAUUCCCCCCAUGUGUGGUCAGAGGCCAGUGACCCUUUGGAGAUACAUGUCUCAGUCCCACAGCCUCAAGAUCACACAGUGGAGAACAUCAUUCGGAUGGGCGUUUCUGGUUUGAUUCUCACAGUUCUUGGGAUUGUGCUGUUUGGGACUUGCCCCAGCCAGAGAAGACCUUGAUUGCACCCUAGAAGUGAGGACGAGAG